Messenger RNA from Colletotrichum tamarilloi, 1401 nucleotides. RefSeq lists its product as uncharacterized. Lineage: Eukaryota; Fungi; Ascomycota; Sordariomycetes; Glomerellales; Glomerellaceae. The record is from RefSeq and is a predicted model, not a curated record. The transcript has 3 exons. Gene Ontology annotation, molecular function: heme binding; oxidoreductase activity, acting on paired donors, with incorporation or reduction of molecular oxygen; iron ion binding. The coding region runs from base 1 to 1401 and encodes 466 amino acids.
AUGCGCGUAUACUUUGUACAGGGGGGAGAAAGCGUGCAAGCCAUGUUUCGAUCGUCUACCAGCAUCAGCUCGAACAAGUUCAUCCUACUGGUCAUGAGAAACCUGCAAGGGUCCGCCCAAAAAGAUGUCGACAAGUUCGCAAACGACCUCUCGGGGCGGCAAAGAGUACCUGCACCCGGCUACGAAAACACACCGCAAGAGGAGCGAUAUUGGUACACUUUGCAUCACAUUACCGUUGAACAUCUAUCACGCGCAGAGCCCACCGCUCAUUUGGCAGAGACUUACACAAACUUCUUUAACGAGGCUUUGGAAAAGCAGCCUGUGGGCCAGUGGGCGACUGUUCGUCUUUUGGAAUUCUUGAAGAGGGAAAUGUGUGCGAGCGCCAUCAGGUCAUUCUGCGGCACCGAGCUAUUGGACAUGUUUCCGGACUACGUCGAGCAGUUCUGGCGUUUCGAUAGCAUUGCUUUUCAGGUUGUGUAUGGGCUACCAAAGUGGAUCAACAGCGGUCCGGUAAAUGAACGCGAUAAGUUGAACGGCAUGACGCAGGAGUAUCUGAGAAAGGCCUUUGCAAAAUUUGAUUGGGACGGUUCUGCGGUGGAUUCCAUCUGGGAGCCCACGUUCGGAUCAAGCUACGUUCGCAAGAUGACCAAAUGGCUUCACGACACAGAUAUGGCUCCGGAGACUCAAGCCGGUUUCUACAUGAUUGCGAUCUUUGGAAUAAACGCGAACACAAUACCAAUCACCACAUGGGCGAUGAUUGAGCUCUUGCGAGAUCAGAAGCUGUUCCAAGCAGUUCGCAGCGAGGCCCUUGAGACCCUUAAUGUGGAUCCCGUUACCGGGAAGCGAUCAUUUAACGUAUCCAAGCUCAUCUCAAUGCCGCUGAUGCAGUCUAUUUAUACGGAGUGCAUGCGUCUUCAUGUCUCCAUUGCGCUCUCCAGAGAAGUCGUCGAGACGACCACGCUCCACGGCUUCCGCUUAGAGAAAGGCUCAAUAAUUCAGGCCCCGACGCAUUUUGUGCACUUGGACGAGCAGAUAUGGAGCCAGGAAGGACAUUCUGCUUCUGAGUUUUGGGCAGAAAGACAUCUAAAGCAUGUGAAGAAAGUAGAAGAAGGUACUGAUCGACUUACCACCGAAAAGCAGUUUGUAUUGGCGGGAAAGACCAAUGAGUUCAUCCCGUUUGGUGGUGGACCAUCCAUGUGUCCGGGGCGGUUCUUUGCUAAACAAGAGAUUCUUCUCACAAUCGCCAUCCUUGUCACAAAGUUCGACAUGGAGUUUGUUGAGUGGACAAAUUUGGACGGGUCCAAGUCUGAUCGACCCCCUGUGGAUGAUGAGCGGUACUUUGGUACAGCUGCUGUACCUCCGGAUCGCGAUGUCAAGGUAAGGUGGAAGAAACUCUGGUGA